UCCAUGCUCACUGCCAACAUGCAUCUGUAUGCAAGCUAUGCAAGCUCUUUUCUCUUCGCGUUAUUAUGUGUUCUGAUAUCUACCUGUAUUCGACAUCUACGACGCACCAUGCAAGCAAGACGUCUCACGACGUAUGAGGACAUCCGCGCGCUCCUCGAUCCUCCGCUCUCGCUCACCGAGCAGCUGUGCUCUCGCGCCAUCCCUAACGCCCGUUUGAAACGGGCCUUCCAAAUCUACUCAACGUUCGUCCGAGGUGACAUUGCUGCGCACUCGUCCUUCACGAGAGAUGCUGCUCGGUUCAUCUCCGCCCGCAAUAUACCCUGGGCCCGCUUUGCGGACGUCGCCAACGACGCCGUCGCAUUAUAUCUCCCCAGGUCGGCUGAUACCAUCAUGUUCGAUACCUUUAUCUCCAGGGUCACUAUUCAUGUGGUCCUCGUCGGCAUUCUGGGUGCUGACUCCGAACACGUGGGUAUUGAUCCUCUCGACGUCGACGUUGUCACGUCCGGCAUUAACGACCUUUGGGUGAAAUCCAAGGCCUCCGCACCGCUCCCUCCUAAUCUCCUCGAGGAUGUCAAUUCCCGUCUUCGCCGCUGGCUUCCAGCACUCGCCAAUCCGUUGGAGUUUGUCAUCCCCGCAUACGAAACGAUAUGGCGAGUCGUCGCUACCGCCGUCGCUUUAAAUCAUGAUAAUGAAGAAACUCGAAACUCAUUUCUGUUGUUUCUGCAAGAACCGGACGCAGAUCAGUUUCGCCGUUUUACCGGUGAAAGCGCUAGCGUGGAGGCAACUAUACAGGAGGUUCUCCGCCUCUACCCUCCAACGCGGCGUAUCUCGCGCGCCGUCACGAUAUACCCAUUCCCUUUCCUACCCUAUCUCAUCUCCAAGUACUUGAGCCGCGAGAUUAUCGUGGCCGCUGACAUUGAAGCGCUGCAAAGGAGUGCCGUUUGGGGUCAUCUUGCUAUGCAAUAUGACCCUCUCCGCCACCACCCGCAGCGCUGCAAUGACGCACAGCGCCAGACACUGCUUGCAUUCGGCGCAGGCAAGUUGACCUGCGUGGCGAAGAACUGGGCUCCACAGGCAGCCGCGCUUAUCGUCGCUGCUGUAUUCGACCGAGUGGGAGUGGACAAGGCAUUUAAGAUUGAAGCGGGGAGGGAGAUUUUAGGUGGGAGGGAGGGAUGGGAGGGAUGGAUUGUUAAGAGGAUUGACUGA
Laetiporus sulphureus 93-53 is the source of this 1206-nucleotide messenger RNA. RefSeq lists its product as uncharacterized. NCBI's taxonomy places the organism in Eukaryota, Fungi, Basidiomycota, Agaricomycetes, Polyporales, Laetiporaceae. The annotation marks the transcript as partial. The transcript has a single exon. Gene Ontology annotation, molecular function: monooxygenase activity; iron ion binding; heme binding. The record is from RefSeq and is a predicted model, not a curated record.